Molecule: messenger RNA, 3445 nt
Organism: Tarenaya hassleriana
Lineage: Eukaryota; Viridiplantae; Streptophyta; Magnoliopsida; Brassicales; Cleomaceae
Exons: 5
Coding region: 2042-3004 (320 amino acids)
Source: RefSeq, a predicted model, not a curated record
ACCGAUAUAAAUACAUCUGCUUUAAGUGAAUAUCAAAGAUUUUGAUUUCGUUAUUUUAUAUUACUAACCACACCCUAAUUAUCUUUUUCACCCACACUUUUUCGUGAUGAUAUUUAUUUCACGAAAAUAAACCCUCAUUUUAAUUACCCAUAGUACUACAAUUAAUUGAUUUUAUUUGUUUGAUUGAUUACAUAAAUAAAAAAAGAUGCUGGGUUGUUGAAAAGUAUCUACGUUCAAACAUCGAUAUCGUUACGAAAUUGGAUGUCCCAAAUAAAAUUUUUAAAUUUCAUGUAACGAUAUAUAUGUCCACAGCAUGCCACGUGUCGCUCAAUGGUGGAAAAAUCAAACAGGGUUGUUUUUUUUCCGAGGGCUGCUUCAGUGGUUAUUAACUUAUUAUUCAGCCGAUUUGACUGUGAUACGUCACCGUUUUGGUGAAAUAAUGCGACGGAGUCCACGUCAAUGACGUUUUACACGUGCCCCCUGCCCGUUAAUUGUUACCCACCCCAUCUAUUUUAAUUUUACCAAACCCAAAACUCUAUUUUUUUUUUCAUAUUAUAAAUUAUAAAAUUGAUUCAAAUAUUUCAAGUCGGUGUAUUUGCUUCGGAUGUUUUUAAAUUUGGAUGUAAAUAGACAGAAUUCGGAUAUUCAGCAUGAAGUUUGAAUAAUUUCGCUAAUAAACAAACUAUAGCAAAAAUAACCAAUAUGGGUGUAGUUUAACCGUUUAAACGUCUGUUUCACUUCGAAUUCGAAUCCCAGAUCUGAAAAAAUAUUCACAUGAUUUUUUUCCGGUCACAGUAUAUCUGAUUAUAAAAAAAAAACUAUGGCAAAAAAUGAAGACAUCAUAGUGUAAAAGUCACGGAGGAUUGAUCCACAUGGAAUUAAAUAAGAAUUGAGUGGAUAUAUAUAUCUAUACAUACAUAGAUACAUUAUAAGUAUGUUAGUAAAUGUGCUGAAAUAGAAAAUGAGGGAAAUUAGCAAGAAAUCAUAGAAAUUUUAAUUUCCAGUGGGUGGGGAUGGGAGCAGAUAAAGACCAGGCCACGUGACGGUGGAGGAUGACUGAUUCAUGAGAGCCGGGGGACGUGGAAAUUAGGAAAAUCUUUGAUUUGGUGUUUACGCGCAUUUAAAUCUUUUCUGAAGAGAUUAACUCCCAGAAAUAGAUCGAUUUUUUUUUUGAGAAAUCAAGAACAAGAAAGAUUCUUGAGAGAGAGAGAGAGAGAUCCCAUGGGCUAUAUAUAGUUCUGUCUCUGCUCUGUAUCCCAGCACCGGUCCUUCUUUAUCCUCUUUUUCGAUAAUUUUCCUGGAAAGUUUUGAUUUUCCGGCAGUAUUUGUCCCGCCGUGGAGUGUCGUCAGACAGCAGGAAGAACCCGUUGGGGUCUUCUUCUUUUUCCUUUCUUUCUUUUCUAGCAUUUGGGUAAUGAUCGAGAAACAUGAAGUGAACGGUUGCUUUUGUUUCUUCUGUUGGGUCUGGAUUUUCCCGGCGCUUUCUCGUAUUUUUCCUCAUUUUCUCGCCUUCACCCAGUUUUCGAUCACCGUGGUUUUGGUUUGAUGGUCAUAGAUCUCGACGGGUGGCUUCGAUUUCAGAGGUUCUGGAAAGAAGAACAAGACACGAGCAUUUGUGCAACGAUGUCUCGAUCGUGAGGUUGUGUCUACUCAGAGUCGUGUCGGAGAUGCGUUGUUUCAGGUUUUUGGAUUUAUCGUUUCCUAUUUUUUGGUCGUAGAGAAAACAAACAAACCAACCGGGAAAUCGGCUCUCACCGUAGAAAAAGACUUUUCUUUCUUCAGCAAGUAACUGAGGAGAUUUCGGGUUUUUGCUUUUCCUUUUUUUUUUUCCUGUCCCUUUUUUUCCCCGUUUCCCUUAAAUUCAGCUGUCCUAACGUCAAAGCUCAGACACUCGCUUGCGUGUCUCCUCCAAAAUCCCCAAAUCUCUCUCUCUCCCUUAUUCUCUCUCUCUCUCUCUCUCUCUCUCUCUCUGUUUCUGUUUCUCGGCUCUUCUUCCUGAGAAGAGCUCAUCUCUCUCUCUCUCCCCCUCCGUGUUAGAAUCAUGGUGUCUAAUAAAGGGUCGGCGAAAAAAUCGAACCUUGACCGGUUCCUCAAUUGCACAACACCCGUGGUGCAAUCACAAUCUCUCCCCAAGGCGGGGAUUAGGAACCUGAACAGAAUUUGGCAUCCGUGCGAGAGAGAAAAGGUCGAGUAUUUCAGAUUGAGCGAUCUUUGGGACUCUUACGAUGAAUGGAGCGCUUACGGAGCAGGCGUUCCCAUUCGUUUGACCAAUGGCGAGUCCUUGGUUCAAUACUAUGUUCCUUACCUCUCCGCCAUCCAGAUUUUCACUUCUCCUUCUUCCUUGAUCCGUUUAAGGGAGGAAUCUGAAUCUGGGUAUUGUGAGACGAGGGAUUCGAUUAGCGACUAUUCAUGCAGCGAAGAGAGCGAUAGCGAUAAACAAUGGAGAAUGGAUGGAUCUUCAGCAUCAGAUGAGGGGCUCGAGCAAGAUGCCAUCUUCCAUCCAAAUGAUCGUCUGGGUUAUAUUUAUCUUCAAUACUUCGAGAGAUCGCCUCCUUAUGCCCGAGUUCCUCUCAUGGACAAGAUCAACGAGCUGGCGGAGAGAUUUCCGGGUUUGAUGUCGCUGAGAAGCGUGGAUCUUUCGCCGGCGAGUUGGAUGGCGGUGGCAUGGUAUCCCAUCUAUCAUAUCCCCAUGGGAAGAACCAUCAAAGACUUGUCCACAUGUUUUCUCACUUAUCACAUCCUUUCCUCUUCUUUCCAAGAUAUGGAUUCGGACGAUAACACCGAGGAGGACACGGCCCGAAAGGACGCCGACGAGAUCUCGCUUGUACCGUUCGGGAUGGCCACUUACAAGAUGCAAGGCGAUGUCUGGGUGUCGGAAGACGAUCUCGGACACGACCAAGAGAGACUUGUGUCGCUUUCAAGCGUCGCGGAUUCUUGGCUGAAACAGCUGAGGGUCCAACACCAUGACUUCAACUACUUCUCCGGGAUGUCCCGUCGUGGCUAACCACCUGAUUUUCGAGCCCGAGCCGAAAUCAGAUUCCUCUGUCUCUGUUCUUGUUAGAAUGUAUAUCCGGUUUAGUCGAGAUGGGUUCGGUUUUAUAUUCUGAAUUUCUGAUACCUUCCGGAUCGCGUUACCAGUGUCGACAAGCGUUUGUGUUUGUGGUCGCGGAUUGCUUCAAACGCUAAACGCAGGCGUUUCGGUAAGAGCAGCGUUUUGAGUCUUUUUCAACCAUGGAAACGCGGUGCUGAAGGGUGUUUUCGGAUUUGUAUAAUAAUAUGGUGGGGAGGAGCAUUUACUGGCAAUGACGUUGGUUAUUGUUUAAAUGAUCUUAUCAUGUUGUCAUUAACCAUAUUAAUCAGGGUUUUCCUAAUUGAAUAGAAUCGUGAAAAUGUGUAUCCUUAAACUUUUGCUGUUUUUUUUUUAUAAAUAAAUUGUGGGGCCUGA